Klebsormidium nitens is the source of this 3140-nucleotide messenger RNA. The record is from the annotation of a GenBank genome assembly. NCBI's taxonomy places the organism in Eukaryota, Viridiplantae, Streptophyta, Klebsormidiophyceae, Klebsormidiales, Klebsormidiaceae.
CACUCAGACGUAUUAGACUCAGCUCCUGCCUAACCAAUGGCAAUGGCGUCUCAAACUGUGUGGACUCUGGUCAUGCAGAAACGGUAGGCUACAAGAACGUUGUGCCGCAAUCAGGUAUCACAGGCAAGCAGGCAGGGGGUCUCCCAGAGGUCUGACGGCGCACAGCUAAGUUGCAUAUUCAGGAUCUUCGCUGCCAGUUUCGAGCCACGCUUAGUCCCCUGCCGUAUUAACAAACGGAGGUUUCUUAUCAGCCUGUUGUUACCUAAGUGGCCCCUUAUUGCGUUUCGCUGGGCCUCUUACCAGCAUAUCAACGAGCCAAUCAGUGAGCCUUUUCCUAAGCAGUCCCGUCAGUAGAGAUCUGUUCCAUCACAAGCAAGUUCCUGUCUUUGGGUACAUUAGCCGCUCAUAGACCAACUUGCAGCUCGCCACAUACCGCCAGUCCUCAAGCAGGAUUACAAGGGAGUUGUUAUUAUAGUAGAUUGAGUAUACAGCGGGGGAUACAGCGGGUUUAGCGAGCAUUCACACCGCAUCAAAAAGAGGCGCAAUGGACCACUGUGAAUGCUUCCCGGGCUUUGGGCCCCCAGACGAUAGUCUUCUCCAAUGGCAGUAUGUCAGCGACGCUUUCAUUGCGCUGGCGUACUUCUCCAUCCCCCUCGAGCUCGUCUAUUUCGUCAAGAAGGCCACCUUCUUCCCGUACCGCUGGGUCCUCGUCCAGUUCGGCGCGUUCAUCAUCCUCUGCGGCCUAACCCAUAUGAUUAACCUCUGGACGUUUGGGGUUCACUCCCGCUCGAUCGCGGUCAUCAUGACGAUCGCGAAAGGGUUAACAGCGAUAGUUAGCUGCGCAACGGCCGUGAUGCUGGUGCACAUCAUACCGGACUUGCUGUCGGUCAAAGUGAGAGAGAUGUUCCUCCGGAACAAGGCGGGGGAGCUGGACCGAGAGCUGGGCAUGAUGAAGACUGCGCAAGAGACGGGGCGACACGUUCGCAUGCUGACGCACGAGAUUCGCUCGAGUUUGGACCGACACACGAUCCUGCGGACCACCAUUGGCGAGCUGGCGCGUACACUGCAGUUAGAGGAGUGUAUGCUGUGGAUGCCACAGCGCAGCGGGGCGGACCUCCAGCUCACACACCAGCUCCACCCGCCCUCCUCGCUGGUGCCCAUCACGCUCGCGAUGAACGACCCGACCGUGCAGGACGUCAUGCAGAGCCCCGGGGCGAUCGAGAUUUCUCCCACCUCCACUCUCUCGCUUGCCGCCACGGCGAAUGUGUAUCCGGUCCAAUGGGACGGCAGCUCGCACUCCCAAAACGGCUUCACCAAAGGCCCCUUGACCCUUACCGCGCAACCCCAGUUCGGCGACGCUGUCGCGAUCCGCGUUCCGCUGCUUCACAUGGCAAGCUUCAACGAUGGAGAAGAGGGAGAGAACCAGCUGUUUGCAAUCAUGGUGCUUAUGCUCCCGGGAAACAGCGCAAGAAGGUGGCACCAACACGAGCUGGAGAUAGUGGAAGUUGUUGCGGAUCAGGUUGCGGUUGCGCUGAGUCACGCUGCGAUCCUGGAAGAGUCACUGAGAGCAUGUGACCAGCUACAAGAGCAGAACGCGAGCCUGGACGGAGCGCGGCGCGAGGCAGAGAAGGCGAUUCAAGCAAAGAACGACUUCUUGGCGGUGAUGAACCACGAGAUGCGCACGCCCAUGCACGCAAUCAUCGCGCUGUCGUCUCUUCUCCAAGAAUCGGAGCUCACCCCUGAGCAGCGCUCCUGGACUGGGACGGUUCUCAAGAGCGCUAACCUGCUGGCGACACUCAUCAACGACGUGCUUGACCUGUCUCGAUUAGAGGACGGGAGCCUGGAGCUCGAGGCGAAGGAUUUCAACCUGCACACGGUUUUCAAGGAGGUUACCAACUUGGUCAAGCCGAUCGCCUCGGUCAAGAAGCUCGUCGUGACUAACCAAAUCGCGGCCGACGUCCCGGAGCUCGUCACUGGGGACGACAAGCGCCUCAUGCAGACGGCGCUCAACGUCGUCGGGAACGCCGUCAAGUUUACGAAAGAGGGCUCCAUUUCCAUGACGGUUUGCCUCGAACGGCCGGAACUAGAGCGGGACCCAAACACCCCCGACUUUCAACCGGUGAAUACCACCGAGUACAUUUACAUCAGGGUUCAGGUGAAGGACACUGGUCGGGGCGUCGACCCGAGCACCAUUCCGAAGCUGUUCAACAAGUUUGCGCAGCCUGACGGAACCGGGGGAAGGAGCGGAGGGGGAACCGGACUGGGCCUCGCAAUUUGCAAACGGUUUGUGAGCCUCAUGGACGGACACAUCUGGUUGGAGAGCGAGGGCAUCGGGAGGGGUUCCGUGGUAACCUUCGUGGUUAAGCUGGGGUUGCCCAUAGCCCAGGUCGAGGCCGCUGCCACAAGCGCACCCCCUUCGCUUCGGAACCGGACCGACUUUGCGGGGGUUAGGGUCUUGGUUACGGAUGAUAACAGUGUGAACCGGAUGGUGACACGUGGUCUUCUCAUCCGCCUGGGGUGUGACGUCACGGUGGUGGGCUCUGGGCGGGAGUGCCUGGCAGCAAUUGCAAAACCGGACCAAAAGUACCAGGUACUCCUUUUGGACGUUCUGAUGCCGGACAUGGACGGGUAUGAAGUCGCGACGCGUAUCCAAGAGCGACUCAGCAAGAACGAACGCCCGUUGAUGGUCGCCCUAACAGCGAACACGGACAAGCGAACCCGGGAGAAGUGCCUGAAAUUGGGAAUGGAUGGCGUGCUGCUAAAGCCAAUCUCGCUCGAGAAGAUGCGGCGGUGCUUGAACGAGAUCUUGACGACCGGGUCUUUGAGCGAGAACAAGCAGUGAGAAGCGGCGGGUUCUGAAGACGCAACCUUGUGUCUCAGGAGUUGUAUGUGACGACGUGAUAUCCUGAUGGCAGAUAACAGAGUCAUGUAGACGGGUUUUGAUGGCGAGUUUACUUUUAUUGGAGCGUAUCGUGAGGUGUUACAUACUUAGUGUCGACAGUCAUUUGUGGCGACCACCAAUAUGUUGGUUAUGCUAGCUGGUAGCGAAACAAAGCCCUUUGCAAACUUCUCCACGUUUACCACUCAAGGCACAUCAGUGUCAGCAAUGCGCAGCUAUGAUUCUUCUAUGUGAAUUGCAC